Nymphalis io (European peacock) is the source of this 960-nucleotide messenger RNA. RefSeq names its product calcium and integrin-binding protein 1-like. The coding region runs from base 116 to 673 and encodes 185 amino acids. The transcript is spliced from 5 exons. The record is from RefSeq and is a predicted model, not a curated record. Gene Ontology annotation, molecular function: calcium ion binding. NCBI's taxonomy places the organism in Eukaryota, Metazoa, Arthropoda, Insecta, Lepidoptera, Nymphalidae.
AGAGUCUACUGAUUACCUACUAAGGUGUGUUAUUUAUGUCUAGAACCAUAAAUCAUAAUAUUAUUAUAAGUUUGUAAUUGUAAAAAAUAAGUAUAAAAAACUACGCUUGUUGGAUAUGGGUCAAGGGAAAAGUCAAUUCACGGAGGAAGAAUUGCAGGAUUAUGAAGAUCUGACAUAUUUCACCAAGAAAGAAGUGCUUUACGCCCAUCAGAAGUUCAAAGCCUUGGCCCCAGAAAAAGUAGGGCAUAACAAGAAUGCUAAGCUGCCAAUGGCGAAAAUCUUACAGUAUCCUGAGUUGAGAGUAAAUCCAUUUAGAGAUAGGAUCUGUAAGGUUUUCAGCUCAAGCAAUGAUGGAGAUUGUACAUUUGAAGACUUUCUUGACAUGAUGUCUGUUUUUAGCGAUAAUGCACCAAAGGCUGUCAAAGCUGAACAUGCCUUUAGAAUAUUCGACUUUGAUGGUGAUGAUAUGAUAGGUGUUUCCGACCUUAGGGAAGUAAUAGAACGCUUGUGUGGUCCAGAGCUGAAGCUCAGUGAUUCCGAGAUACAACAGUUAGUGCAAAAUGUUUUAGAAGAAGCGGAUCUAGACGAUGAUGGUGCAUUAUCAUUUGCGGAGUUUGAACAUAUCAUUGAUAAAAGCUCAGAUUUUUGCCACUCCUUCAGGAUAAGACUGUGAAGAAACUCCACUCAACUUAUAUUUAAUGUUUAGUAGUAACAUAUAUAACAAUAAUCAACAAUGUAUCUCACACUUUCGAAAAUUGUAAUAACUUUAUUAAAAAUAUUUAAAGAAAUUAAUGUUCUCAUGUUAAUGUCUUCCUUAGUUAAAUUAUUCUUUUUAGAUAAAUAUAUAAAUGUUUAUGAUCUUCUCAAUAUUUGUGUUGUGAUGUAUUUAUAAUAAUUUAUUAACUCGUACUUGAUCAAAACUGCCAAAUAUUUAAUAAGAUUUUUAAUUUAUCUAGUGUU